UUCCCGGCUGGUCCGGCCCCUUGACGGGAAGUGGGAGCGGGGGGCCGCGCUUGGGCGGCCGAGCCAUGGCAGUGUCCGCGGCCGCUCCGCUGCCCUGCCCGCUCCUCCUGGCCGUCUGCUGGGUGGUGGUCGCGGGGACGGCGGCAGGAGCAAAAGUUCUUCCAUCUCCAUCCAAUUUGAACUAUUCAUUGACCCAUAUCUGUACUCUGACCUGGACAUGGAACCCCCCAGAGAACAUCAGCAGUAGCUGCAACUUGGAGUAUUCCAGUGACAUCGUCAUUAAUGGGGUUCCCGAGGACAGAAGAGAAUGGAGUAAGAGCCGAUUCCGUGUGACGGACGCGCACUUGAAUGAGGAAGUGCGCCUCAGAGUGAGAAGUGAGUGCAAGAAUGACAACACCAGUGAGCCCAGCCCCUGGGUAGAGACCUCCCUCCUGCCAAAAGGUAUUCCAGGUACUGCUGCUGUUGACUUGGGCUGUGUUUGGCACAAUCUGGAGUACAUGGCUUGUACCUGGCAUCGUGGGGAGAAUGCAAGCAGUGACACCAACUACACUUUGUUCUACUGGUUUGAUGGCUUGGAAAACCCUAAGAGCUGUAGCAACUCCUCUGUAGACCAAGGAAUCUUUGAAUGCAUUUUCAGUCUUAGCUUCCCAAAAGACAGGAGAACUUAUCCUGCUAUAAGUAUUUUGAUUAGAGGUGAUUCUGAAGAAGUCAGGCCUGUGUGUGCAAGUAUAAAUCCUUCUACCCUUGUAAAACCUGCCACACCAAGACAAUUGACAUUGUCAAAGAUUAGUGAUAGAAUUGAUGUAGAGUGGAGUGAAUCAGAAACUUUUCCAAAAAGUUGUUUACACUAUGAAGUUAAGUGUUGCAAUGGUGAUUUGGACACUGGUCAGAUCAUUGCAUCUGAAAGGAAUUCUGUGUCAAUUGCUGGCAUUGAUGCUAACAGCAAGUACAGCUUCAGAGUGAGAGCAAAGCCAAAGCGGGAGUGCUACAACAGCCAUCUCCAAAGUGACUGGAGUGAGGAAAAAGCAUUGGUGAGAGACUUGGACUCUACAAUCUAUUUUGUUCUAAUAAUUACCAUUCCAUUAAUAGUAACAGUAUCUACAAUAAUUCUACUGGUUUAUCUAAAAAGGCUGAAGAUAUUAAUUCUUCCACCAAUUCCGGACCCUAGAGAAAUUCUCAAGCGCAUGUUUGGAGAGCAGAACGAGGAUUCCCAGAGCUCUGCAAAGGAUGAUCCCAUGAAUGCUUUUGACAGGUUAAUUAUAGAAGAAGAAAUUCAUUCUUUAAUUUUAACAGAAACUUCAGAGAGCACUAAUGCUGAAAAAGAAAACAGGUAGACUCUGCUUUAUCAGUGAAAGAGGAGGAAUUCCUGCUCCUGUACCUCAGGUGACUGUAGAUGUGAAGAGGCCUGUGAGCCACUGGCCAGCUCUUCCUUCUCUGAAGAUGCAUCACUAACAGUGACUGUUCUUCCAUCUCUGCCAGAAAUACCCAUCUGAGCUCAGUCAGGAUGAGCACGUGUGUAAUCCCAUGGGACUGCAUUGUGGUUCCCUGCUCUGGCUUCAGCCAGCUCUGCCCUGCAAUUGUUACUGCCACUUGCACUUGUGUUUGUGCCUCACACCACACUGUCAGGGUUGUUUGUUUGUUUUGGUUUUUGUUUUUGUGGGGUUUUUUGUUUGUUUGUUUGUUUUUUGUUUGGUUGUGGGUUUUUUUGUUGUUGUUUUUGGGGGGUUUUUUUGUUUGUUUUUGUUUUGGAUCAAGCACUGUGACUUCUCUGAAGUGUUUGGCUCUGUUUGCAGUGGGUGGGAUGGGUCAUUCGUGCUACUACGUGGGGUGGCAGAGCAUGGACUGUUUGUAGAUAACCCUUUGUGUGCCUGGGCUGGGCACUCUCUGGAGGGCACGUAUGGACUGAGCUUCCUGUGCUUCUGCCCAUCAGCUGGGGCUUGGUCAAAUCCCACCAAAGAGGGUUUUAAUUUGCAAAUGUGUUUGAAAAGCCUCUGCUUUCCAGCUGGUGUUCAGAAUAUUCAUAAAAAAGGCUUAGUUUUGUUAUCCUGUCAAUUGCCUGUCCUCAGAUGCCUUGCCUUCGUGGACUUCUUGGGUUAAUUAUACUUUGAGUAAAAGGAGAAAUAGAAGUUUUUUACUUGUUCUGUGCAGUAGCAGAUAAGUGUAUUGAAUCUCACCAGACUGUGAUUCUACUUUGGCCAUAUUGGCCUGAAGACACCUGAUUUUUAGCAGCUAAGUUGUCCUGAGCCUGUCCAAUAAAAAAUAUUAGGAUGGAUGCAUGAGUCUAAGGAGCUGUGGUCAAAAGGAUUAGCAAAUAUUAAACCACUGAAACCCAACUAAUUCAAAGGCUUCAAGACCCAUCCUUACUGCCAGACUGAUGGAUCUGGGGAAGAGGGGGUGACAACCUUGACCUGUUUUCUAAGAGAUAAGUUUUAUUCUUUCUAUAGUGGUGAGACUCUGAUUGGAGCUUCCCCUCUAGGACUUAGCAAUGUAAAACAAGGUGCUGAUUUGACUUUUAAAAAAAUAUUUCUUCUAUAUUUUACUGUAACAGUUUGACAGGUGUUUUUGAUGUUGUUUUGUUCAUUCUUUGAUGGUUUUGUUUUGAGGAUUCUUUACCCAGCAAAGCUCAGCAGGUGUUUUCUGUAAAACUGUGACAUUUUUCUGCUCUGCAUUCUCAGCAUUAGUUUCUGCCCUGUGCUGCAAGGGUGGUUACAGUGGUACCUUGAUUGUGCUGGAGGAAGAAGAUAAUGGAAUGGGGAGAAAAGGAUCCAUGGAAGCCCUUUAUGGUUAGUGCUCAGGGAUUUCUUGCUCCUUCCAGAUAAGUGUAGACAUGUGAGUCAUGGACAUGGGCAGUCUUAGCAGACUGGGAAGAGAUGUGACAGGCCUUCUAGGAGCAGACUUUAUAGCUACUAACCUUUGAAAGUUCAUCCCUGUCUUCAAACUCCGUUCAGUCAAAAAAGUGAAACUAAAUGCUAUAUUUUUAGAACAUAUUGUUCUGCAAGAAGUAGAAUUAGUACCACAGGCUUUUUAGCUACAAAUGUGCAUCUUUUAUGCACUUAUGUAUUCCCUCCUUAUCAAUAAAUCCAGUUCUUUCCCCAUUGUUCGCUGAGCCUCUCAAAUACAGUUUUUUUCCAUGUCUUUUAUCCUCCUUUUGUUAGUGGUAGAAAGGAGAGGAGAAAUGUAGCAGAACUAGCAGACCCCCUAUUAACACAUGCCUUUUACCUCCCAUCAGGCUAUAAAAACCCCAACAUUAUAAAAAUUAGUAAACAAGACAAAAUAAAAAUAAAGCCUCAGGGAUUUCAGUGAGAAAAAACUCAGGUUAUACAAAGUCAGCUAGUAGCACUCUCUGAAAUUCCAGAGAUUAAGGAAUAGUAUGAGGAAAAGAGUAAUUACAUUCCUUGCUGAAUUCAUUCCCUCUGCAACACUGAUGUCCUUAAAAUGAUAAAUAUUCCUUCAAUCUACCUCAUCUGGAAUGUUGCUCAACAUAGACCACUAGAGAGAUAUGUAUAGUUUCAAGAUAAGUAAACAUGUAAUAAAAAGUGUAAUAAAAAGGUUUGUAGCUUUCAGCAUAGCAAUCUAGGAAAAUCACUACUUACCCCUAAAUUCUUUUGACUUUUAUGCUGGUGUCUAUGACAAACCCAAAAUUUAUUUGCUUUUAAAGAAAAACCAAACCAACAAAAAACCCCAAAUUUGUAAAGCCAUAGAAUGGGAAAAAAAAAUGGAUGGUAGGUGUUGGGCCAAAAGGAAGAUUUAAAUGCUAAGGAUGGUUUAAGUCACUGUAUAGAAAGGUUUUAAAUAACACUAGUUGACACUUCCUCGUGGAUUCAUUUAUUGAGCCUGUGUUUCAGCAUGUAAAGCAAAUAUCUGAAUAUACUUUCACCUUUAACAUUUUUUUUUAAGGUAAGAGGUUUUUUAGCUUGAAAUUAUCUAGAUUUUGCUAUGAUUUAUUUUUUUUCUUCAUUGCAGUUACUUGAUCUGUAAAUUUGUUCAAAGAGUGAAUAAAUGUGAUUGAAUGCUUUUCA
This is a messenger RNA of Camarhynchus parvulus, 4019 nucleotides long. RefSeq names its product interleukin 13 receptor subunit alpha 1 (gene IL13RA1). The record is from RefSeq and is a predicted model, not a curated record. Gene Ontology annotation, cellular component: external side of plasma membrane; membrane. Gene Ontology annotation, biological process: cytokine-mediated signaling pathway. Gene Ontology annotation, molecular function: cytokine receptor activity; protein binding. Bases 66 to 1334 code for a protein of 422 amino acids. The transcript is spliced from 10 exons. NCBI's taxonomy places the organism in Eukaryota, Metazoa, Chordata, Aves, Passeriformes, Thraupidae.